CAGAUCCAACAUGGUGGUUUCCAGGGAUGUACACACGUGUGCUAGUUCGUGAAAACCGUAAUAGUGAAGUUAUACAGUAAUUCACCCGCCUGACUUUGAUUAUCCACGCGUAUUAGGCUAUUGUAGGGUUGUGUUUGAAAUCGCCACCAUGUCCGGGAGAAAUAACAACAAGCUGCCGACCAACCUGCCACAGCUGCAGAACCUCAUAAAGAGAGACCCGGCUUCUUAUACUGAAGAGUUUUUACAACAGUAUAAUCACUACCUGUCCAAUGUCGAAGUCUUCAAGCUUCAACCGGAUAAAGCCAACAAGGAGCUGGCUACACUGGUGAUGUUCAUGGCUCAGACUGCUCAUUGUUAUCCAAUUCACCUUGAAAAUUUCCCGGAGCAGAUGAAAUCGCUACUUUAUUCAUAUCACACGGUGAUGGAGCCAGACCUGAGAAUGACACUCUGCAAAGCUUUAAUCAUGCUGAGAAACAAGGAUUUGAUCAACCCCUCGAUUAUCCUGGAGCUUUUUUUUGAGCUUCUGAGAUGUCCCGAUAAACUUCUGCGAAAAACAUUAUACACCCACAUUGUGACUGACAUAAAGAAUAUAAAUGCCAAACACAAGAACAACAAAGUAAAUACGACGCUACAAAAUUUCAUGUAUACUAUGCUUAGGGACAACAAUGUGAUUGCUGCAAAGAUGUCUCUAGAUGUCAUGAUUGAGCUGUAUAGAAGAAAUAUCUGGAAUGAUGCAAAAACAGUCAAUGUGAUCGCUACAGUCUGCUUUUCUAAGGUUACCAAGAUUCUUGUCGCUGCGCUGAAAUUCUUUCUGGGAAAAGAUGAGGAUGAGAAGAAAGACAGCGACUCUGAAUCAGAGGAUGAAGGCCCCACUGCCCGAGAUCUAAUGGUCAGAUACUCUACUAGCAAGAAGAAUACAAAAAGCAAGAAGAAACUGGAGAAGGCUAUGAAGGUCCUAAGGAAACAUAAGAAGAAGCGAAAGCCGGAGAUAUUUAACUUUUCAGCCAUUCACUUGGUACAUGAUCCACAAGAUUUUGCAGAGAAGCUGUUGAAGCAGCUGGAGACCUCCAAGGAAAGAUUUGAGGUUAAGAUGAUGCUUAUGGAUUUGAUCUCCAGGCUGGUUGGAAUCCAUGAGUUAUUCCUCUUUAAUUUCUACCCAUUUCUGCAAAGAUUCCUCCAGCCGCAUCAAAGAGAGGUAACAAAGAUUCUUCUGUUUGCUGCACAAGCCACCCAUCAGUUGGUACCGCCGGAGAUUUCCCAGUCUGUGGUGAUGACGAUAGCCAAUAACUUUGUUACAGACAGAAACUCGGGAGAGGUGAUGACUGUUGGCAUCAAUGCGAUCAAGGAGUUGACAGCUCGAUGCCCAUUAGCAAUGACGGAAGAACUGCUUCAAGAUCUGGCCCAGUAUAAAACCCAUAAGGAUAAAAAUGUGUCCAUGUCUUCAAGAAGUUUGAUACACCUCUUCCGAUCAUUAAAUCCUGAAAUGUUGCAAAAGAAAUUCCGGGGAAAACCCACAGAAGCAUCGACAGAAGCGAAAAUCCAUGCAUACGGAGAAUUGGUUGCAAGAGACUAUAUUCCAGGGGCUGAGGUGCUGGAAGUGGAAAAAGAAGUGAAUGAAGGAGAAGAGGAUGAUGGCUGGGAAAGUGCAAGUCUCAGUGACGAUGACGAGGAUGGCGAAUGGAUUGACGUUCAUCACUCUUCUGAUGAAGAACAGCAGGAAGUUGCAGAGAAAAUCCAGGCGAUGCCAGUAGAAGAACGAAAAGUCAAGGCGGCAGCUGUCAGUGCUAGCAGACUGCUCACCCAGGAAGACUUCAAGAAGAUUCGGAUAGCUCAGAUGGCCAAGGAAGUAAAUGCUGCGCCGGGCAAAUCCGAGAAGAGGAAAAACAUCGAAAUUGACAGCAGCGAUGAAGAAAGAAAGGGCGAGCUGCUUUCUCUCCGCGAUAUUGAACAUCUGCAUAAGAAGCCAAAGUCUGAUAAAGAAACAAGACUUGCCACCGUUCUGGCUGGUAGGACAGACCGCAAAGAAUUUGUAAGGAAGAAGACAAAAAUGAAUCCUCAUGCCAGCACCACCAACAAGGAAAAGAAGAAAAAUAAAAGCUUCAUGAUGAUGCGAUACAGCCUGAAUGUUCGAUCCAAAAACAAACGUUCCUUCAGAGACAAGCAGAUUGCUUUGCGGGAUGCACUUUUGAAGAAAAAGAAAAGGCUAAUGAAAUAACCGAUGAAAGAACAUCAAAACAAAAAAAAACUGUGGUCUUCAUUUUUGUGUAACUCAAAAAUGAUUCUGUAUUCCAAAUGGAUGCACUGUGGCAUAAUUGACCAUUGACUAUGCCACCGCCACUUAAAUUCUGAAGCAUUCAAAAUUACCUCCUUCAUUAUAGGGAAAAUGUAUCGGUGUGAAGACCUAUGUGUAAAAAAAUGCAUCACUGAUCCUGAUUACAAAAACAACUGUAUUUUGCUGCAAAUGAAAAA
Messenger RNA from Spea bombifrons (plains spadefoot toad), 2469 nucleotides. It is a transcript of the gene SDAD1, whose product is annotated as SDA1 domain containing 1. Gene Ontology annotation, biological process: ribosomal large subunit biogenesis; ribosomal large subunit export from nucleus. NCBI's taxonomy places the organism in Eukaryota, Metazoa, Chordata, Amphibia, Anura, Pelobatidae. The transcript is spliced from 22 exons. Gene Ontology annotation, cellular component: nucleolus. The coding region runs from base 149 to 2215 and encodes 688 amino acids. The record is from RefSeq and is a predicted model, not a curated record.